AUGUCAGAUUCCAACACAACCGAUUUCACCAACCCCUCCACCUUCAUCCUGCUGGGCAUUCCUGGCCUGGAGGCGGCCCACGUCUGGAUCUCCAUCCCCUUCUGCACCAUGUACGUCAUAGCCAUCUUGGGGAACUUCACCAUCCUGUUCAUUGUGAAGAUGGAGGUGAGCCUCCAUGGCCCCAUGUACUAUUUCCUCUGCUUGCUGGCUGUCACCGACCUGAUCAUGUCUACGUCCAUCCUGCCCAAAAUGCUGAGCAUCUUCUGGUUCAGUGCCAGGGAGAUCAGUUUCAGUGCCUGCCUCACCCAGCUGUAUGUCUUUCACUCCUUCUCAGUGAUAGAGUCAGGAAUCUUCGUGGCCAUGGCUUUCGAUCGCUAUGUGGCCAUUUGUAAUCCCCUGAGACAUGCAACCACACUGACAAACCGUGUGGUGGCUAAGAUCAGCCUGGCCGUGGUGCUGCGUGGCAGCAUGCUCGUAUUACCCUACCCCUUCCUGUUGAGGCAGUGGCCAUAUUGCAGAACCAACAUCAUCCCUCAGCCAUACUGUGGCCACAUGGUCGUAUUGAAGCUGGCCUGUGCCGACAUCCGCAUCAGCAGUUACUAUGGCCUCUUUGUACUAUUCUGUGUGAUGGGUCUAGAUGUCAUUUUUAUUAUUUUGUCCUAUACUCAGAUCCUCAGGGCCAUCUUCUCCCUCCCCACAAAGGAUGCUCGUCUCAAGACUUUGGGGACCUGCAGCUCCCACCUAUUUUCCAUCUUAGUCUUUUACAUCCCAGAUCUAUUCUUCUCUCUCUUUUACCGGUUUUACCAGAAUGUGCCCCUGCAUUUCCACAUUCUCGUAGUCAAUGUGUACUACAUGAUGCCCUCCAUGCUGAACCCCAUCAUCUACGGGGUGAGGACCAAACAGAUCUGGGGGAGGGUGCUUCGGCUCUUUACUCAUAAAGGGACAUAAAGUUUUAUCCUGACUCUCUGACUGAGUCUGUGCAGAGAUGGCUGGUGACAGGUGCUGUGCCCUCUUCCCUGAAUCACUUACUGGGCAAUCAGAGAGACAUUAAACCCUUUCCUGACCUUACUGUGUACUGUCAGCUUUGGAAUCAGUCUGGGUACAAUUCAUUAACACAUAGGGUUUCCACCUUUCAGUAUUUGGUAACUGAACUCUUGAGUCUCCUGCACCCUCUCUUACUAUUCCCUCAAGGCUCUG
Molecule: messenger RNA, 1197 nt
Organism: Gopherus evgoodei (Goodes thornscrub tortoise)
Lineage: Eukaryota; Metazoa; Chordata; Testudines; Testudinidae
Product: olfactory receptor 52R1-like
Exons: 1
Coding region: 1-948 (315 amino acids)
Biological process (GO): G protein-coupled receptor signaling pathway
Cellular component (GO): membrane
Molecular function (GO): G protein-coupled receptor activity; olfactory receptor activity
Source: RefSeq, a predicted model, not a curated record